This is a messenger RNA of Durotheca rogersii, 2956 nucleotides long. RefSeq names its product alpha/beta-hydrolase. The record is from RefSeq and is a predicted model, not a curated record. Gene Ontology annotation, biological process: triglyceride catabolic process. The transcript has 2 exons. Gene Ontology annotation, molecular function: sterol ester esterase activity; triacylglycerol lipase activity. Gene Ontology annotation, cellular component: cytosol. The coding region runs from base 486 to 2666 and encodes 726 amino acids. Lineage: Eukaryota; Fungi; Ascomycota; Sordariomycetes; Xylariales; Xylariaceae.
GCCGGCCACCAUUCACGAGCUUCCAAAUUCAUCCUGUCAGCUUGGUCAGCAAAACCUCCCGAAGUUUACUAUGGCCUACCGGCUUUAUCGCCUGUAGCCUUCGGCCUUUCCGUCGUGAUCCCUAUAUCUGUUCACUGCUUCCGACAUGUCCUAGGGUCUACUAUCUCGCUAUCUUGCUCUUCGAGCUCCGUCGUAAAUCAAGGGUUGUCCAUUAGACACCCCCCGGUUCCGACUCGUCUCUCCCUUGGCGCCACGUUCGCUGGCAGGAAGCAUGUCGUAGUUCACAUGCCGUGUGCUUCGAAGCCGACGCUUCCAUCGGUUCCGUCGGUCUAAGCCUACUAGACUCGUCGUACAUACCCCCACCAUCUAUGUCGCUGAACUGGCGUAGCUGUUUCGAAAUUUUAAUGUGGAAGCCCUGAUCGUUAUUGAUACAAAAAUUCCCUUUGUUCUUCGUCCUACCUUCGUCCCAUGAGCCGCCGUGCAAGAUGAUAGACCACGUCCUCGGAAAACCCUCUGUAAAGUCGCGCAGGCUUCAGGUCCUUGCUGUGUUGGCGUUCUGGUCCUUUUACCUAUUCAGAGGGCACAGACACGGACCGCCAUCUGUUCGGUACUUGUCCAAGAUCUCUUCGAAGCUGUUGACAACAUGGCAGACCAUCGUUCUUACCAUGAUGUACCUCUACGCCGCCCGGAACUUCAGUACCCUCGUCGGGCUUGCUAGUCCGGAGCCGAUGGCAAAUAUGUACGAUGCGAAGUACUUCCGCGCCACGUGGGUUCUGACCGCGCUCGAUGCGGGCUUCUGGACGGCCAUGAAGAUUAAGAGGAAGUGGGCACGCGACAUCGCCAGCCUGGUCUUCUCGUUGUUCUAUCUGUUCGCUGCGGAACGCGCAGACGAGAAGGUGCGGAAAGUCCGGGGAGCAUUGACGGUCGAACACCUACGGGUUAGCUGGAAUAAAGGAACCACGCCGUACCUCCAAGCUGCUCAGAACCUGAUGCGCCCCCGGUUCACGCGCUGGCCGCCGCGAGCCAUCCGCAUCCCUCGGCCUAGCUCUAGCGACUACAAGGAUUCCGUCGCUGGCUGGCUGUACUACGACGGACCCAUCUCGGACUUGGAACAUAUCAACAAAAUGAUCCUUGAUAUUCCUGGCGGAGGCUUUAUGGCGAUGGACCCGCGAUGUAAUGACGAUAAACUCUUCGCUUGGGCCGGAAAGACGGGUCUUCCGAUCCUUAGCUUGGACUAUAAGAAGGCACCGGAAUUUCCGUACCCAUACGCCCUCAAUGAGUGUUUUGAUGUAUACACGACCAUCGUCAGGAGCAAAGGGCGAUGCAUAGGGAUGUCAGGGACGCACGUUCCAAAGGUGGUGGUGACGGGCGAUAGUGCUGGCGGCAAUCUUGCGACCGCAAUGACCCUGAUGGUGAUCGGGAGUAUCGUUAACACGCGUCAAUCCUCAGCCCAAACAGAGCUACCUCUUCCAGUUGGCCUCGUGCUCAUGUACCCCAGCCUAGAUAUGAACAUUGGAAACUGGAUGUCCGAUGAGCAGAUGUCUCUUAUUAAAGACCGCCGGAUGCGAGCGACAAAUAAGGAUUAUCUGCGUCGGAAGAAUAUGCAGUACAACGAUUUGGUCGGCACACCUCACCAGUCAGACGACGAAGACGACGACCCCUCUGGCCUAGCACCCGGUGAAAACCGACUACAGACAUCAUCAGUCAACGGCGCAGAUCAAAACGGGUCCCUCAGCCCCCAUCCUGAAUACUCCCAUGCUAACCGCCAAACGUGGACGAAAUCGCCCUUACCCUCAACUGCUGUCUCGAAACAAGGGUCCAAUUCCGUGUCGACAUCACACCGGCCUGAGCCGAUGCGAACUCGUUUAGCUAUGGCCUCUAUGAUCUCCUAUUUUAACGACCGUGUCCUCACCCCCGAAAUGAUGCGCGCAAUAAUCAUAUUGUACAUCGGGCCGCAUAACCGACCCGACUUUUCCCAAGACUACCUGCUAUCCCCGAUCCUAGCGCCCGACAGCCUGCUAGAAAAGUUCCCGAAGACGCACUUUCUCACCGGGGAACGCGAUCCGCUAGUCGAUGAUACCGUCAUCUUCGCCGGGCGCCUACGCCGGGCGAAACAAGCUUUCCACUCGCAACGAAGUUCGCAGGGUAUGGGUGGCUUGGACGAUGUCACCGACUUCGACGAGAAGGACGUAGCCGAAAUCGUAUUGAUACCGGGCAUCAGCCACGGUUUCAUGCAAUUUCCGUCGGCGUACCCGCCAGCGUGGAAAUUGAUCGAUCGCUGUGCGCACUGGGCUGUGGAGCUGCUUAAUAACGAAGAGACACGCAAUAUGCGCGAACAGCAGAGCUUGUCGCGACGUUACCACGCCCGCACCGAAUCGAGCGGGGACGAAGAUCGGCCGCUCGAGAUAAGCAUGACCAAAAUGCGGACGAGAGCUACUAGCGACGAGUCCAAGGCGAGGCCACCAGCGAACGACUCCGAUAAAGCGGAGGGAGUCGGCGAAAGUAAGAGGACGAACGGAAACUCGAAGAAAAGGAGGUCUACCGCUAGGACAGGGUCCGGUCAGAGAUCCAAGAGUAUCGUUAAACUGAAUAGUUCAGAUGACCUCCUCGGGCGACGCAUGCAGGGCCUCGCCGGCUCAUUGACUGGAGCACAGGAGGAAGAAUAAGCAAUGCUCAAUGAUGUUGUUUUUUUCUCCCUCGAGCUUGUGAUGGUGUUUUAUCCCAUGCUUCGGUAUACGAAACGGCCUGCCUGCCAAGUUCUAGCAGCAGUAGAUGAUGUCCCCAUCUGGGGAUCUCCUUCGCUACUAUAGGCCUCGGUCUUACUUGCCGAGCGUCGUCAUUGCGGGAAAUCCCCAUAGGUCGGUAGCCCAUAUCACGGUAUCCCCAAUGCCUUGGCACUCGGAUCGGCCCGCGGCAUAUGACCCAAUGCUCGCCAACGCGGUUAAAUAUCAUACCA